GAAAUCCCAGGAAAACAAAACCAUUGAACUUACUGAAAUGUUUAUUUUUAGUUCAUUUCGCAAUAAAUCCUAUGUAAUUCAUUGAAAUCGUACGUUGUUUAUAUUUCUAUUUUCGCCUAAACGACCUGAUUUAAAAUUGAGAAUAUAUCAUAUGUUAGUUAAAAGUCAGCAGUAUCGCUUUACACACUUGUCAGCUAUAUUAUUUCUGAAAAUUUUGGAAUUCUAUUCAGUGACAGUUUUUCUAUUCAGUGACAGUUUACAGGAAAAUAAUAAUUUAAAAUGGCAGCCUCAAGAUACGUGCAAAAGUUUACAAGAAAGCCAAAAUCACAGGUGAAAGAUGAGUUUUUUAUCAGUACAGAUGAUGUGAUACAAGUCACUCAGUUCAAAGACAAGAUAGAAAAUAUGCAUCAAAUUCAGAUAAGCUUUGAGAAUAAGACCGAGGAAGGACAGUGGUUGAUACUGCAAGGAGAACCUGUAGAUCGGAGAAAUGCUAAGAAUUAUAUCACAGCUAUGUGUAACCCUACAGAGAAAAGGCAAGUACAGUUUCCAACCUCAUCAUGCACAGAAUUAACUGAUCCAUCAACUUUAGAAUACAUUGAAAAAACUACCAAUGCAUUUAUAAGACCAUUAAAGAAAAUUGCUCAGUUUGAAAUAACUGGGACAGAUCUUGCUGUGACUUUAGCCUUGUCACAGAUUGAGGAAUUAGCAGGAUCUGCAGUUGUUGGUGCGGAUUGUGAUCAGUUUGAUGAUGAAACAGAUGGACAAGAUGAAGGUGUGAUCACAAUUUCUCCAAAUACCCAUAAUGCUUCAUCCAGACUUUCCUCGGUAUUAGAGAGAGCUCUAUCAGCUAACAGUGAUGGCAUCUGUUCUUUUGAUGACUAUCGUAAAACAACACCAGCUGUUCAGAGAGUACUUGUAAAUUGUCUACAAGAUGAUGAUCAAGAUGAUAUUGAUGAUGACUUACUUUUUGCUGAUGGCAAAAAGGACACAUCUUUGAAAGGUUCUAAAAUAAUGAUGUUUUAUGAAGGUGAUACUCAAGAGACUAGUAAAGCGACAGAUGUUGAUAAAGAACAGACAGAACAAACUUCUCCAGGAGCAACAGCAUUUGCGGACAAAAUGACAGAAUUAAACAUAAAUCCACCUGUAACCCCUUUAUUAACUAAACAGCAAGAGUAUCUGCGCAGCUUUGGUACAUCUGUAGGCUUUCAGGAAGCCGAGGUAACUAAAGCUUUACAGUUUGUUGAUGAGAAAACACGGCCCUCUGAUUUUCUUGAUCUGUUGAAUUCCCUGCAAGAAGCUGAUGUAUCACAUGAAAAUGACAGUGGAGAUGAUGUAGUAAUUUUAGAAACUGAAACUGUUGAUCUUGUUACUGAUGAAAGAACAGUUGUUGAUGAAACGUUGAAAGUAAAAGAUGAUGGCAAAGUAUCAGAUCAGAAUAAGAAAAUUAAUGCAGGUAGACCACCAGAAGAGCAGUAUCAGUCCUCACUACCUGACGGGUAUAAGGAAAGGUUAUUGAGAGAUUUCUUUACUGAAGAUGAACAUUGUUCAGUUGAUGAACUGAAAAAACGAAAUGCAGAGAGACAAAAACUGUUACGUCAAAAUUUUGAAAGUCAGCAGGGAACUCCGACCAAACAACCAAAUGCUCAAGGGCAGACAGGGAAAAAACAGAAUAAAGGGAAAAAUAAACGUAAGAAAAAUAAACAGCAGCAGCAAAGUAUUGAGAUCAAGACUGAUAGGACGGAUUUGCAUGAUAAACAGUUUCGGUUAGACUCGGGUGAAAAUGAUAAUAAAACCUAUUCAAAUGAUGAUGAACAAACAUGUGUUUUAAGGGUUUGGAGUAAGGAUCAGGGACAGACUGAACCAGGUGGUGGUAAAUCUACUGAUGAACCAUUUCAGACAACACCUAAACGUAAAAAUUGCAAAGGCAGGAAUAACCAGUCACAAUGGCCUCAACUUGCUUCAGGAAAUAAUAAUCAAAGACAAAAUUCACCAAAUCGUGCUUUUGGGGCACAGAGUGGAACACAAUGGUCGGGACCUGUGGGCAGGGGCAAUUUUAGAAAACCUACGCAAGUUGUAACACCUGUGAAUGCUCCACUUGGAGGAUAUAACAAGAUGGCACCACAAGGACAGAGUAGAACUGUUGGAGCAGAGUUAAGAUACAUUAUCAUAGAUGGCUCUAAUGUAGCCAUGACACAUGGUAAUGGCAAGCAUUUUUCCUGUAAAGGUAUUAAACUUUGUGUAGAUUAUUUCCGGCAGAGAGGGCACGAUAAGAUCACCGUGUUUGUUCCUCUAUGGCGACAGUAUCAGCCAAGUGAAACUAACAUGAUACUAGAUCAGAAUAUUCUGUCUGAACUGAAGGAGGAAGAUGUUUUAGUGUUUACUCCAUCUCGAAGGAUUGGAAGGAAACUUGUGGUUGCAUACGACGAUAGGUUUGUGUUGGAGCUUGCGGAGGCAGAAGAUGGUAUUAUUGUAUCAAAUGACCAGUAUAGGGAUCUCAUGACGGAAAAAGCUGGAUGGAGAAAAUUGAUCGAAGAGAGAUUAUUGAUGUACAGUUUUGUAAGGGAUAGAUUUAUGCCACCAAAUGAUCCCUUGGGGAGAGAUGGUCCAUGUCUGGAUGAUUUCUUGACAGUCUUCAAACAACAAGUACCAGGCAUUCCAAGACAAAAGCAAGGGUACAAUUAUCAUCAGCAGCAGCAACAUUAUCAGCAGCAGCAACAAAAUUAUCAGCAGCAAUACCCACAACCUUCAGGGCAUGGACAUUUUCCGCAAGGCCAAGGGCAAUUGCCACAAGGUCAAGGACAUUUGCCGCAAGGUCAGGGAUAUUAUCAGCAAGGUCAAGGCAAUUUCCAGCAAGGUCAGGGACAUUUUCCGCAUGGAAAAGGUAAUUUUGCCAAAGCAGUUAACCAGAAUGUUCAUAACUCUGAAAAUAACCAACCAUAUCAGAAACAGGGAAGUAGUGCUAAAAAUAAAACACCUGUACAAAAACAGUUAGAUGCCCAUCAGUUUGAUGAAGCUGAUAGUUCUACACAAGGAACAAAGCAGGUCAAAGGUCAGUGGAAAAAUACACAGAAAGGUCAGCAGGGUUCAUUUAGAGGUAAAGUUCAAGGUAUUCCAAGGACAGAUGAAGAGACAGAAGAUUUGUUUAAAGAAUUGAGAACAAUAUUCCCAGAUGAUGACCAAGAAGAAAAAGUCAGGAAUGUGCUAGCCAAUCAUGAUCGAGAACGAGACUUAACUAAACUCACUAAUUAUUUAAUGAGUGUUCUCUUCUAACUACCGGUAACAUAAAUGAGUUCUUUUUUGUUGUGGUUGAAUAAAACGUGGCUAUCUUGUAUUGCAUAUAAUCAAAUGAUAAGAAAUAUUUGAAUCUUUCAUUUUACACUGAUACUAGUAUUUGAGAUCAUUCGGACAAGUGCAUAAAUGGUGCAAAUUUACUGAAACAUACAUUGUAUAAGUACAAGUUACUAUGAAACAGUUGAAAAUCAUUAUGUUGUUUACAAGCAAUAUCAAAAGCUGCCUUAACACACAUUUUCUGUACACAUUCUGAUGCUAUUGUUAAGCAAUAUAGAGAUAUUCAAUUACACUAUUUUUUUUUGUGUACACAUUCUGUUCAGCCAUUCAGGUUUUUAUGUUAAUCUAGGGAGAAGAACUGUUAAAGAUACAUUGUAGUCGGAAACAUCUUGGUAUAGUUUUUGGCAUAACUUUGUGCACAGGCUUCAUGAUUCUUCUUUUUGAAUAUGUAAAAUCUCAUUUUGUUUGAAAAUUUUGCUUUUAUUAAAUUUCUUUUUUUUUGUCGAGAAGGUUGAUUUGUCAAGGCUUGAGCUUGUCUAUUCCUAGUUUUACAGAUAAAUAAAAUGAGAAUUGUUUUUAAUCAGCGUGCUUUAAUUUUUUGGUACAAUAUUCUUCAUUGGAUCUUUAUAUGAAGCUAUUUUCUGAGAUAAAUUCUAGUAAUGUUACUUUUGUACUGAAACCAGAAGGUUGAAGCAGAUUUAUCACUGAUUGAAAUAAACUGGAAAUACAAUAUUAAUGAUUUUAGAAUAUCGUAAUUUUCCCACUGGGAAGGCAGAGGGAUAUUGUUUUGGUGUUGUUCAUCCGUGUAGCCGCUAGUCUGUUCGAAAUUGACAAAAAUCUUAUGAUUCAAAAAGUAUUUGGCUAGACUAACCAAACCUCACAUAAUUAUUAAUUAUCGCAUGCCCUUUGCUCUCAUAUCGUGUUAUUCCCCUUGACCUGAUAAAGAGUUUUCCCCCUUGAUUUGAUAGAAAAAAUGUUGUAAAUGCUUGUAAUUCAAAACAAGUAUUUUAGUUAGAAUCACCAAACCUUGUAUAAUUAUUAAUUAACGUAUGACAUUUGCUCACUCCUCGACCCAGAUAAAACAGAGUUUUUUCUCCCAAACUGGUAAAAGUAAGGGAUUUUUUACUGUAAGUAACCUAUUGAUGGACCUUCAUGAAACUUCACUCAACUGUAGAUCACUAAAGGGCAGUGGUGCAGUGCAACUUUUGUCGGGACCACUUCAAUAACUAGAGUUAUUGUCCUUCAGUUGUUUUACUAUUAAAAAAUUCUCACAUAAAGUAAUCCAUUGAUGGAUCUUUAUGAAAGUUAACACAACUGUUUGUUACUAUAGGGCAGUGGUGCUUGCACACAUUUCAAGAUCACUUAAUGUAUUGUAGAGUUAAUGCUCUUUAAAUGUUUUAAAAAUUACAAGUUCCCACCAUUUCAAAGUGACCCAUAGAUUGAACUUCAUGAAAGUUAAUACGAAUAGUCAUCAGUAUACGGUGGAGUUUUCCCUUUGAUUUGGUAAAAUGUAGGAUCCAACCAACCAUGGCACAUCUUACAUAACUUGUGUAUAUCUGGAAAUUAAUAUCUUCCAAAAUAGUAGUCCCCCCAUUCACAGUACAACCUAUUCUGCGGAGGAUGUAAAUUCACAGAAUUUGCUUUUUAUUAGUGUUUGCAUUAGAAGACGCACCUUUAGCUAGAAAAUUGAAAAACUGUAAUGUUUUAUAUUCAGUUAAAAGAUGUUCAAUUUGAAUGUAUGUAUAAGUCAUAUAAAUGAUGAGGAAAUGAAAAAAUCAGUUUGAGAUAUCAAUCCUAGUGGUUUGAACUCACAAACUGUAUUAAUAUGAUGAUGCUUGACCGCCUCCAGACACUAUGUCUUCUACAAGAAAAGUUUCAUAUGCCGCAGAUAUGUGCAACCAUCUUUAGGCAUAUCUAUUGAGGCAUCCUAAAGGACAUAAAUUACAUUACAGAUACAUAUUUUAAAACAGUUUGUUCAUAUCCAAAGCAACUGUGGAAAUGGCUACAAUUAAUUCCUUGUUACUUAUUGUUUUGAUAAAUUUCUAGUAAUAAAAUGUGUUUUUGGAUGACUUUCUGUGUCCAGUUUGUAAGGAUAGGCAGAUACCUUUCAAUGUCUGGCUAAACAUUUGUCUGCCUAAAUGUUUGAAAACAUAUUUUUAAAACAUAUUUGACAUAGAGGUACACAUGCAACGUUAUGCAUCUGAGUAUUGGUCUAGGAUCCCAUUCAACCAGACUAGUAAAAUAGCUAGAGUCUCACUGUAAUAAAGCUUGAAGAUAAGUCCUGAGCUGUUUAUGUAUGCAGCCAAACCUGCCUGUAAAGACUAACCUUGGGAGAACCAACAUGUGGUCUUUACUGGGAGGUGGUCUUUAUUCACAGGUUAAAAUACACUGUAAAUGUUAAAAUGGGAAACAAAAUGUGGUCUUUAGAGCCAGGUGAUUUUAAACACAGGUUUGCCUGUACUAUACCUUUAUUAUAGAAAUGUUGUCCAGAAAGUGAAGUUGUGCACCUGUGGUUUUAUUUGGAAUUCAUCCCCCAUGUUGUUUUGUAGUAUCCUUACAACACCCCCCACCCCACUCCCCCUUGGCCAUACUCCCCAUCCCACUAAGUUAAUAUGAAAUUUACUUAGUCUUGCAGUCAACAAAUAACAUAUGACUGCACAAGGAGGACACAAUAUUCCUGUGUACACACAUCUAACUGUUUUCAUGGGCAUUUUAACCCUAGGAAAAAGCUAUAGUCAUUGCAGCUGUCUCUGAACUGUACUUUUGACUGUUUUACCAAUGAUAACUAACCUAUAUCCUGACAGUACUGAUCUAGUUGGGGAAAAUAUCUAUUAAAUAUGUCUCCGUAUGCCAUGCACACUGUAAUAUAGACAUAACUGCUAUUUUGAAGAAAAAAUAUUUUUGUGUGUAUUUUUAGCUCACCUGUCACAAAGUGACAAGUUGAGCUAUUGUGACCGCUUGAUGUCCAUCGUGCGUCGUUGGUCAACAAUUUGUAAAAAAAUCUUCUUCUUGAAAACCACUGGGCAGAAUUACACCAAACUUCACAGGAAUGAUCCUUGGGUGGCCCCCUUUCAAAAUUAUUCAAAGAAUUGAAUUCCAUGGAGAACUCUAGUUGCCAUGGAAACCGAAAGGAAAAACUUAAAAAAGCUUCUUCUCAAAAACCAGAAGCCCUAGAGCUUAGAUAUUUGGUGUGAAGCAUUGCCUAGUGGACCUCUACCAAUUUUGUUCAAAUCAUGACCCCGGGGUCAAAAUUGACCCCGCCCCAGGGGUCACUAGAUUUUACAUAGGAAAAUCUUAAAAAAUCUUUUUCUCAAAAAGCAGAAGCCCUAGAGCUUAGAUAUUUGACAUUUAGCAUUGUCUAGUGGACCUCUACUAAAAUUGUUCAAAUCAUGACCUCCGGGUCAAAAUUGACCCUGCCCCAGGGGUCACUUGAUUUUACAUAUGAAAAUCUUCAAAAAAUUUCUAAAAAUAAACCAGAAGGCCUAGAGCUUAGAUAUAUGACAUGUAGCAUUGCCUAGUGGACCUCUACAAAAUUUGUUUAAAUCAUGACCCCGGGUUCAAAAUUGACCCCGUCCCAGGGGUCACUUGAUUUUGCAUAGGAAAAUCUUAAAAAAUCUUCUUCUCAAAAACCAGAAGCCCUAGAGCCUAGUGGACCUCUACCAAGUUUGUUCAAAUCAUGCCCCCGCCCCAGGGGUUACUUGAUUUUACAUAGGAAAAUCUUUAAAAAAUCUUCUUCUCAAAAAGCAUAAGCCCUGGAGCUUAGAUAUUUGACAUGUAGCAUUGCCUAGUGGACCUCUACUAAAGUUGUUCAAAUCAUGACCCCGGGGUCAAAAUUGACCCCGCCCAAGGGGUCACUUUAUUUUACUUAUGAAAAUCUUCAAAAAAUUUCUAAAAACAAACCAGAAGGCCUAGAGCUUAGAUAUUUCACAUGAAGCAUUGCCUAGUAGACCUCUACAAAAUUUGUUUAAAUCAUGACCCUCGGGGUCAAAAUUGGCCCUGCUGCCGGGGUCACUUGAUUUUACAUAUGAAAAUCUUCAAAAAAAAUUUAAAAAUAAACCAGAAGGCCUAGAGCUUAGAUAUUUGACGUGUAGCAUUGCCUAGUAGACUUCUACAAAAUUUGUUCAAAUCAUGACCCCCAGGAUCAAAUUGGAUCCGCUCCAUGGGGUUACUUGAUUUUACAUAGAAAAAUCUUCUAAAUUUUCUAAAACAAAACCCAGAAGUUCAAAUCUUGACCCCCCCCAGGGUCAAAUUGACCCAGCCCCAGGGUUGCUUGAUCAUGCAUAGGGAAAUCUUCAUAAAUUUGCUAAAAAUAAACCAGAAGGCCUAGAACUUAAAGUUUUAGCUAAGAAAUUUGUUCCAGCAAGCAACUCUACUCAGGUGAGCGAUAUAGGGCCAUGAUGGCCCUCUUGUCUUUAUUUACCUUUAUUAUAGGUUAAGUAUAUAAAUUAAUAGCUCUAAUUUCUUCAAAUUCCAACGAAAAUGAUGUAUUUGAUGACAUCACUCGGGUUUGUAAGAUCUUGAACUUACAACAUGUAGAAGUGCUGAAAAGAGAAUAGGUUGAACUUACAGGAGAAGUUUUAUGUAGGUUGACAGAUACUCUUUUUCAUUUUUUUUGUAAAAAUGCACUGAAUACAGAAUUAUCAAUUUGAAAUGAAGCAUUAAUGUGUAUAUAUAUAUAUAUAAUAUAUAUAUUACUCAA
Mercenaria mercenaria is the source of this 7987-nucleotide messenger RNA. RefSeq names its product NEDD4-binding protein 1-like. Bases 280 to 3270 code for a protein of 996 amino acids. The record is from RefSeq and is a predicted model, not a curated record. Gene Ontology annotation, cellular component: nucleus; cytoplasmic ribonucleoprotein granule. The transcript is spliced from 6 exons. Gene Ontology annotation, molecular function: mRNA binding; RNA endonuclease activity. NCBI's taxonomy places the organism in Eukaryota, Metazoa, Mollusca, Bivalvia, Venerida, Veneridae.